Molecule: messenger RNA, 5314 nt
Organism: Colius striatus (speckled mousebird)
Lineage: Eukaryota; Metazoa; Chordata; Aves; Coliiformes; Coliidae
Gene: NEURL1B
Product: neuralized E3 ubiquitin protein ligase 1B
Exons: 5
Coding region: 62-1732 (556 amino acids)
Biological process (GO): ubiquitin-dependent endocytosis
Cellular component (GO): early endosome
Molecular function (GO): ubiquitin protein ligase activity
Source: RefSeq, a predicted model, not a curated record
CUGUCCAUGGCCCUGCGGAGCGCGGGGCCGCCCCGGGUCCGCCGCGCUGCCGAGCCGAGCGAUGGGCAACACGGUGCACAAGACCCUGGCAGACACAAGCCACCAGACCCGCUCGGUCUCCAGCCGCCCCUACUACAGUUUGCCCAACAGCAGCCAUGAGAGACGCUCGGUCCUCGCCAUCACGGAGCCGCCGCGGUUCCACUCCCAGGCCAAAGGCAAGAACGUGCGCCUGGACGCCCACUCCCGCAAGGCCACGCGGAGGAACAGCUUCUGCAACGGGGUCACCUUCACCAACAGGCCCAUCCACCUCUACGAGAAGGUCAGGCUGAAGCUGGUGGCUGUGCACCACGGCUGGAGCGGGGCGCUGCGCUUCGGCUUCACCAUUCACGACCCGUCGCUGAUGAGCUCCGAGGAGAUACCAAAGUACGCCUGCCCGGACCUGGUGACCCGGCCGGGCUACUGGGCCAAAGCUUUGCCAGAGAGGUUUGCUGUGAGAGACAAUAUCCUGGCCUUCUGGGUUGACCGUCAUGGGAGAGUCUUCUACAGUAUUAAUGAUGAGGAGCCAAUAUUGUUUCACUGUGGUAUUAAAGUUUCCGGCCCUCUCUGGGCACUCAUCGAUGUCUAUGGAAUUACCCAUGAAGUGCAGAUACUAGAUAGCAUGUUUGCAGAGACCAUGACCACCGCCCGUCUCAGCACUGCCCGUCUCAGCACUUGCCUCCCGCAGAGCAACCACGACUCGGCCAACUUCAAUAACAACGAACUGGAGAAUAACCAAGUGGUGGCCAAAAUUGCAAACCUAAACCUCAGUCGGGUGCAGGGACUCGCCACAGACAACCACAUCAUCCCCUGUUGCCCGAACCGCCGGCAGCGUGCCCAGGGCGUCCCGGCUUUCCUGGACACGGAUCUGCGAUUCCACCCCACGCGCGGACCUGACGUCACCUUUUCUCAGGACCGGAUGGUUGCGUGCACCAACUGGCAAGAAAGCAAUAGGACUUUGGUGUUUUCUGACCGGCCUUUGCACAUCGGUGAAAGCCUCUUUGUGGAAGUAGGACACCUUGGGUUGCCAUAUUACGGAGCCCUUUCGUUUGGCGUCACUUCUUGUGAUCCGAGUACUUUACGGACAAACGAGCUGCCGGCAGACCCGGACUUCCUCUUGGACCGCAAGGAGUACUGGGUGGUUUACCGAGCCUUCCCCGUCCUCAGCAGCGGCGACAUUCUCAGUUUCAUGGUCUUGCCAAACGGAGAGGUGCACCACGGGGUGAACGGAGCCAGCCGAGGAAUGCUCAUGUGCGUGGACACCUCGCAGUCUCUCUGGGUGUUUUUUACAAUCCACGGUGUAAUCAACCAGCUCAAAAUAUUGGGCACUGUGCAGUCCAGCCCAGUGACCGUCUCUCCCUCAGGAUCCCCGGGCGGCUCGCAGUACGACAGCGACUCGGACAUGGCCUUCAGCGUCAACAGGUCCUCGUCUGCCUCAGAGUCAUCACUCGUGACUGCUCCCAGCUCUCCCCUGAGUCCCCCUAUCUCCCCCAUCUUCCCCCCUCCGGAGCCAUCGAGCAGCAAGAACGGGGAAUGCACCGUCUGCUUUGACAGCGAGGUGGACACGGUGAUCUACACCUGCGGACACAUGUGCCUCUGCAACACCUGUGGUCUUAAGCUGAAGAAGCAGCUCAACGCCUGCUGCCCAAUCUGCCGACGGGUCAUCAAAGAUGUUAUUAAGAUCUACCGCCCGUAGCGCCCGGCCGGGGCCGCAGGAAGGGGGAACGCCGCUAGCAGUAACCAUGCCUUUCCGUCCCUGCUUAUGGGUUAUCGUGCUGGUCAGUUGUUAUCAAGUGGCUCGUUAUCUGUGUUUCCUUAUUUGACUUGGUAGGGCACAAUUCAGGGAUCAAAUUGAGCUGAGGAUCGCGUGGGGCCCGAAGGCGCAGCUGCCGUGUGCCCACGGAGCCAAUCUGGGAAACGCGGGCGCAUCCGGGAAAUCGCAGCCUGGACCAACCCAGAUGCAAAUAGCUCUUUUUUUUUGCUGCUCCUCAGGAGAAGGAGGCUCGCUGUGGUGUGGAUCCAGAAGGGGAGAUUGCCACUUGGUCAGUGCUCUGGGUGCCACUGGGUUUCCCAACCCCGAAAUGCCAACAGCUCUGGGCUGCCAGGUGCUUGUGCUGUGGUGGAACAAAAUUAGGACAAGGCCCAGUGGGAGAGUUCAAAGGAGACAAAAGUGAUCUGGAAAUGUCAUGUUCAUCUGUGUAAGGGGAACUAGCUAAGGCCAAAAUAGUAGCAUGGCCAGAUUCUCACUUGUUUGGGUUUUGCUCUCCUGAACAGGCUUCUAGGCGUGUGGAGAAGCUCAUCUGUACUUAGAUAGUGCAGCUUUUAAUUUCCUUGGCAGAGCAGGGACUUCUGGCCAGGGAGGCUGAGACCCAGGGAAGAGCCAUGGGGUAGCAGUGGGGAGCACGAGCCUGCUCAGAGCCCCAGCCAACUCCAAGUGCUGCGGCAGCAGCGACGGGCUGUUGAGGCACCGCUCGUGUAUCUGGUUGCUGAAGCCAUAACUUGCAGCCUGUGGAUGAGAGGGGUGUUGGGAUGGGCACACUGCAGUCCUGGCUUGGAAAGAGCAUGGGGCUACUGCCCUCUGCAAGGGGAUGGUGUGUGGCACUUCCAGGCACACACCUGCAUUUUGUUCUGCUCCUCUUCACAGGCAGCGUAGCCGCCGUCUCGCUCCAUCCCUCCUGGCUCACCUCAGCCCUUCCCCUGCAGCUAGUGCUGUGCAGGGCUCAGCUUUCCUCGUGCCCCACCACAGAGGCUUUUUGGAGCCUGGGGUGAGAAAUUAAUUUCUGACCCAGUCCCAGCAGGGUCUCCUUUUCUUCUUGGGGACUAUGUGCUGAUUUUACCUGCUUUCUCCUGCCUUUCCAGGUUUCCCAGCACAGCUCCCAGCUGCCUGGACACUGGGUCCCAGCAGUACAUGAGAACUUACUGAGAUGAACAGGGAUCUAUCCCAUUUGGCUUUACUUGAGAGCAGGAAAGGAAAAGGCUCUGGGGCUAUUAUUAGGUGUUGGGACUUUAUUUCAGUUGUGCUAUUAGACAGCUCCAAGGAGCAGCAUCCUAAAUGAAUGGGGCAGCAUCUGAGCAUGUAGCACUGGGGCUGGCAUGAGGGGCUCGGAGUCCUUCUUGCUGCUCCCACAGGAGCUGCCCUCAAGUCCCAGUCCUUCCCAGUCUCUUUCAGCCCGAGCCUGGCUGGUUUCCAGCUGGUUCAGGUUUGUAAACAGGGGAAGAGAGAGGAUGCAGAUGAGCAGAUAAGAGAGGGGCCAGUGUCAUUCUGUCGGUGACUGUGUGCCACCAAGUGGGUAAGAACAGCUUGCUUCAGAAAGGUGCAAUUUCCACAUUUUAGUCCAGAACAAAGGAAUAGCAACCCUUGUACAUUUCAGGGCUUCUGGACACAGAGGGCAGCCUGCUGCUGUGGGUGGCUGUCACCUCGCCUCACCAUUCCCUGUCUCCUCUGAGGCGUCAGUAGCCGUGGGUGCCACUGCCCAGGUUGGGGUUUGGCAGAGCUGGCGAUGCUGUGCUUGGCUACUUGGCCCAAUCCCAGCCGACUCUGCCAUCAGGGAGAGCUCACCUGGGGGGGGACAGCUCAGCCUCAUCCUGCAGCCAGCUGUAGCUGCCAGCUCACAGAGAAAUCUUUCUCUUCUUGUUUUUCUGGAAGAGCUAAUUAAUGUUUUCAUUGAGUGUAUAGCUGAGAGGCUGCUGUAGAGUGAGACAUCCCCCCUCUGCCCUGCUGCAUGGGUGCCAGAGCCUGUCGGCUUUGCAGAGCUCUUUUUGGCGCCUCGGCUCCUGCUGCUGGCUGUGUCACUGCCAAGCAUGCCUGGCCCUCUGCAGAGCCACGGGCAUUGUGAAUGUGCCACCGGGUGACUUACACCUUUGCAAAAGGAGGCAGCAAAGGCAGCUUUCUAUCAGCUGGAGUCUCAUCCAGCUGCCCUCCACCCGGGCACUGCAGACGUUGCCUUUGCAGAGGCCCCCCAGCCCCGUGUUUGCAGCUCAGGCUCUGGCUGUGGUCAGUGGGCACAGCACUGUGGUGGCAAAACCACGUGAGGAUGGGCUGAAAGGGCAGGUGGGUCAGGGUCUGCCUGCUGAACUGGCUGCAGUGGGAAGCUACUGCAUGAUGAGGAAUCCCAGGGAAGUUGUCUGACUCCUCAGCGAGCGAUGUGCUCGGAUCAGGCCUGGGCUGGCUUCCCCCAGCAGCCAUCACAGGGGCUGCUGUCCCAGUUUCAGGGGUGUCUUGUCCCUUUUGGUGGCUUCACACAACUACAGGUAUGAGCAGAGCCCCUUGGCUUGGCUGGCACCUCAGGUCCUCAAUCAGCAGAGCUAAUUGCAUACCUAUGGGUGGUUGGGGAUCUUUUCGGUGUAGCUCUGUCUUUGUGAAAUACCGAAUCGACCCCAGGCUGUGUCUGAGCUGUUUGGGACACGUUGCACAGGCAGAAUUCUUGCUGUAGCAGCUCAGAGCAGUUUCUAGAAGGGCAACACCAGAGAGGCAGCAGCUCAGCCCGGAUCUGGAGGGUGGCCUUGCAGCGAGCAGGACAUGAGAGCAGUGGCUGUGUCGCUCUGCCUGUCCCAGAGCAACAGGAGUUUUCCAAAACAGGCCUCUCAAAAAUCAAAAGAUUUCCAGGAAAAGGUAGCCUCUUACAGAUUUCAUUGUCAGUACUCGUAUUGCUAUUUUUUUUAACCAGUCCAAUGAUAUCUGAUUUGUACAGGAGAUCUGUUUGUGCCUUAUAAGGGUGUCUGUGCACUUUUUAUCCUUUUUAAAGCAACUUUUAAAAAGAAGAAGAAAAAAAAAACCCAACAGGGGGAGAAAAACAACACAGAUCAAUGGUAGUUUUAUAGAAUUUUGUGUUCACUGAGAAUCCUGCUUUUUAUAUAUAUACAUAUAUAUAUAUAUAGGAGUGAAAAAGUGUUUAUUUCCAUGGAUUUCCCCCCUUCUCUCCUCCUAACCUAUUACUUUAAACAUUUACGAAAACAAAAAGAAGGAAAAAGAUGGGGAAACUCUUUCACCUUCUCCCUUUCUGAGACAGUUACUCUCUUAUUGUUACCUUUAAGAUUCAAUACUGUGACCUGUACAUCAUGUUUAAGCUGAAUCAGAUUUUGGACCUCUGUUAUUAGGCUUUUGAAGCAAAAUUCAUUUGGGGGGAGCGAGGGAGGGGGAGGGCAUCGCACGAGGGAGGGAGCUGCACUUCUACAUGUCAGUGCUCUAUAGCGUUGUGUUCAGUGCUGUGUGUUUUACUUUUGUCCAUUUACCUGUUUUACAUUAAUAUAAUUUUACUUGUUUAUGAAACAAAUAAAA